UCCAGCAUACAAGCUUUGUGACUGAGAACAGGUGCAAGUCAAACAGCCUGCUGAAGUUAACAGCAACAGGAGUGAAGUAGACCAGUCUUACAUAACAAGCAUGCAGUCCUGGGCAAGCAAAGAAAGUGGACUCAUUUUGUAAGUUACAAUAUUAAAUAAAAUUGGAAGCAGUUCUGAAAUUUUACUGCUGCAUUUCAAAGCAGCAGCAGUAUGAUGAUCCCAUCAAGCCCAAGAACUGUUUUGUUCCUGUUUACUGCAGUUUCCAUGACUUCUGCACAAAGUAACAAGGGCUUUGGCUGUAGGUCUUGUGGGAUGCCUACCCUCAAACCAGGAACAGAAAAUGAAGUACUAAUUGAAGCAGCAAAGCAGCAUGUCCUCAGCAAACUGCAUAUAAAGGAAAGACCCCGGAUUGCAUACCCUCUCUCUAGAGCAGCUCUCCUUAUUGCUUUAGCAAAACUACAGAAGGGGAAAGUCAAGCAGGAUGAAGCUCUAGGACAGCUAUAUGACUCAGUGAAGCAAGCUGUAAUUCCCCAAGUCGAGGAAGAAGGAUAUGAGUUUGUUACUUUUGAAGAACCAGGUUCCUCCUCUGCUAGACUGAAUUUUAGCUUUUCUAAAGACAAGAGAAAACAUGUAAAAAUUAUGCAGUCAAACCUUUGGCUGUUUAUUGUAUCCCCCAAUGACUGCCUUAAAAAAUUGACACUGACAGCAUUUUUAGACAUGCCAAGCAAAGAAACGCAGACAUUAAUCAGCAAAAAGCAGUUCAAUAUAAAGGCAGAGGGUUGGCAAACAUUCCCUGUGUCAGACUCAGUUCAAGGUUUUUUUGACAGAGGAGAUAAGGGUCUUGUGUUUGAGAUUGAGCAGGAUGGCUGCCUAGGCACGCAGAACUUUAUUAAUGUUAAUGAGAGCCACCGCCCAUUUCUUGUAACUCAGGCUAGAACUCACAAACAUGACCAUCAACUACAGAAGCGUGGUCUUGACUGUGAUCAAAACAGCAAUAAUUGCUGCAAGAGAGAUUUCUAUGUGAGUUUUAAGGCAAUUGGAUGGAAUGACUGGAUUAUGGUGCCUGAUGGAUUUCAUAUGAACUACUGCACAGGGCUGUGCCCUAUGCACCUCGCUGGAACACCAGGAGUAGCUGUUUCCACAUUUGCUUAUGUUUCCAGUCUCAUCAGAGCGAACAAGCAGACAUUUGUGACAUCUUGCUGCGUACCUAAAGUGACUAAACCACUAUCCAUGUUGUAUUUUGAUGAAAAUCGGACCAUCGUUAAAAAGGACAUUCCAAAUAUGAUUAUAGAAGCUUGUGGAUGCACGUGAGAAGCAGAGGUUUGCAAUAGCUACAUUCAGCCUUUUGAAGAGGAAACUCCUUAAAAAGUACAAGCUGAAGAAACCCUGUCUAUCGAUACUGCAAAAAAGAAAAGCACACAUAGCACUUUCGACUUGGACAUUUUUAUUUUUGGGGAAUGGGAUUUUGUUACUGUUUUUGUAUGUGCAAUGUAUACCCUGUUAUUUAUAAAAUGGACAGCACAGUUGUCUGCCCUGAACCAGUAAGAUAAUUUAGAAUGUUAGGUGCUAUAGAGUUACAAUUGCCGGAGACCCGUUUACAUGUUUUUUGUUGGCCUCCCUCCUCAGUGUGACCACCAAACUCCUAUCUCCUACUGGCUCAUUCAUUCUUCCUUUUUGCUAGCAUACAAGGACACCAGGAGAGGGAGGCAAGAACAAAAGAUUGCAAACAUUACAGUUUAAAUGAUUUUUGUAAGCUUCUAACAGCUGCCAUUGUUAACAUGAAGGUGCACUGCAAUACCCCUGCACUGUAUCCUGUACUAACGCACACUUCCACACAUAUGUGAUUCCAUGGAAAGAGUGCAUGUGCACUCCUUGGCAGGCUUAUACUCACCAAAGUCUCUAGAUGGAAGUGCUGCAAUUCUUGACCUACUGUAGGUGGAGUUCCUGCAACAGGAUGCUGCCAAUAUCUUUCCUGGAAAGGGUAAGCUGGCAGUAGCUGUUUACGACCAUCCAUCUCCCACCAGAUCAUAGACUCUUUGUUGAACCCAGGUCAUCUGUGGUAUAGUCAGGGUGAGAUCCUCUAUGCUAGGGAGGUGGCUUCAUCCUGUACCACACUGUUUAAUAUUUUUACAUAUCUUAAAUAAUUAUAAAAUGUACUAUUACUCAUCUGCUCUCAGUCACAGAAACUCUUCCACCUUAUUAGGUCACGCGCUAGACACUGAAUUAAUAGGCUAUGCAUACAAACCCCAGAAUCCACAAUGAAACAAGAGUGGAGUCAGGCCUGAUUAAUACUGAAGCAUGAAAGCCAUUCUCCUUUUUCAAGGUAGGACAUAUAACUUCAGUAAUUAUUAAAAAAUGUACAGAAGAUGUACAAUAGUGAAAAAUUUUCCCCGUGUUUACUCAUUGAUAUUUUUAUAACUUACCCAUGCUUUCAAAGAGAGUUUAUAGAUUAUCAUAAAGCCUAAAACAGUGAAUAACUCUUUUAACACACAUUCCCACAUGCAUUAUACAUUACAUAAUGCAUUCACUGGCUUUCAUUGUUGUUAUUUUUAAGUAUAUUUAAUAUAAUGCAGCAAAUAUUUAAGAAAUAGCAUGUGUUUCUUUUGACAUGGUUGAAACAUUUAUUUUUCUCUACUGGUAAUAUUUUCUUUAUCAUUAGAUCGAUACCUCUAUUUCAUCAAAGUUUGACAAUGUAAAAGUCUUAUGUUCUUACAUUUCAUUGGAUAUUAAGAAAGUGGAUCUCAUGUCACCUUACAAAAUAUUUUUUAGAUCCUAGUCAUUAUUUUCUCAGUUGCUGUUGAUUUGUCUUGUAGUUUUCUGUUGCUGCUUCCUGGAAAAAUCAAAAACUGGAAACACUGAUUCUAAAUGUGACAGACAACUCCAGGCUCACUGUGUGUAUAUUAAGCAAUCAAAGAAACAAAACAUGCCACAGAAGCUAACUUGCACAAACUGCAAAGCCUGUACUGGGCCCCUUCAUGGUGGCUGAGCCCAAAUGAUUUUACUUCAAUGCUGUUAUUAUUUUUGCCAACACAACUGAGUUAAAAAACACACACACUACCAAGCUGCCCAAAUAUGAACAUGGGUAGAAAUUAUACUGUUUCUGAACUGUAAUGCUCAAUGUUUUUAUAAAUGUCUAACAAACAUUUUUCUGCCAAUAAUUGUAUUUUAAAAGGAAGUCACUGAUGUUAUACUAAAAGUUCUAUUUGAAGCAAUAUUUUUGUAUUAAAAAGAAAAUACUUUCACAUGUUAUGUUUUUUUUUUAAAGUAAUGCUGUGCAAGACUCCCUUCUGAAAUAAUUUUAACAAAGAUCAUCACUUUGUUUUAUUAG
Molecule: messenger RNA, 3328 nt
Organism: Protopterus annectens (West African lungfish)
Lineage: Eukaryota; Metazoa; Chordata; Ceratodontiformes; Protopteridae
Product: inhibin beta B chain-like
Exons: 2
Coding region: 211-1311 (366 amino acids)
Biological process (GO): SMAD protein signal transduction; BMP signaling pathway
Cellular component (GO): extracellular region
Molecular function (GO): hormone activity; growth factor activity; cytokine activity
Source: RefSeq, a predicted model, not a curated record